This is a messenger RNA of Morone saxatilis (striped sea-bass), 3440 nucleotides long. Its product is annotated as sestrin-3. Gene Ontology annotation, biological process: regulation of response to reactive oxygen species; cellular response to leucine starvation; positive regulation of macroautophagy. The record is from RefSeq and is a predicted model, not a curated record. Gene Ontology annotation, molecular function: oxidoreductase activity, acting on peroxide as acceptor; L-leucine binding. The transcript is spliced from 9 exons. NCBI's taxonomy places the organism in Eukaryota, Metazoa, Chordata, Actinopteri, Moronidae. Bases 151 to 1485 code for a protein of 444 amino acids. Gene Ontology annotation, cellular component: nucleus.
AGGUUUGUGUCCUCUCUCAGUGCAGCCUCAGCCCGACCCACCGCAGCUGCAGCCCGGCGGCAGCUCUCUGCCUUUGUUCGCUCGCUGUGGAGAGCACCGAGAACAGACAAGAGCCGCAUCCAUGCAGUAGCAGCACUUUGUUUUUGGAAAAUGAUCAUCUGUGCGAAUAAAAUGGAGUACCCCCUGAGAACCCAGUGCCAGCGAGUCCAGAAACAGGUGAUGGUGAACGGUGAGAAGGAGCGAGUGUCGCUGCUGUUCAUGAAGGCUCUGGUCAGCACGGGGAGCAUAGACGCCGUAUCCCAGCAGAUGGCCUCUCACCCUCAGUACUUGGAGAGCUUCCUGCGCACACAGCACUACAUCUUGCACAUGGACGGCCCCCUACCGCUGCCAUACCGCCAUUACAUCGCCAUCAUGGCUGCAGCUCGACAUCACUGCAACUACCUGGUGUAUCUGCACUCAGCCCAGUUUCUGAGGGUGGGUGGGGACCCUCUGUGGUUGCAGGGUUUGGAGGCAGCGCCCCCUCGCCUUCGUCUGCUUGACCACAUCAACAGGGUGCUGGCCCACCAACCCUGGCUCAUUGCCUGCUCACACAUCCAGACGCUGCUGAAGACGGGUGAGCAGUGCUGGUCUUUGGCUGAGCUGGUGCAGGCCGUGGUGAUCCUGGCCCACUGCCACUCCCUCUGCAGCUUUGUGUUUGGAUGCGACACAGACUCAGAGUUUGUCCCCCUCUCCAAAUCUCCUAACGGUACCCCGCCGACCUUCUGCCCCUUUGAUGCUGCCAACGGCAACACCAACGUGCCUCAGCCACUCGCCACUCCCACCGAACACAUAACACGCCGACGGUCUCUGGACUCCAGCUGUGACAUAGUGUGUCUAAAGGAAAGGAUUCAGAAGUCCCAGGAGGAGCGUGAGAAAAGAGAAGAGCGUCUGCUGCAGACCCAAACACACCAGCAAACAGAUAUGGAAGAAGAGGAGGAGAUCAUUUUCUUUGCAGACCCCACGCGUUUUAUCACAGACCCUGACUUCUGCUAUCAGGAGUUUGCUCGUAGGGAGGAGGACCACUUUCAAGUAUUUAGAGUUCAGGACUAUUCAUGGGAGGACCACGGCUUCUCCUUGGUCAACAGGUUGUAUUCGGACAUCGGGCACCUCUUGGACGACCGGUUCAGGAGCGUGACCACUCUCCCCUCGCUGCACAGCCCCGACUUGAAGAGGUCGAUCUGGAAUUACAUCCAUUGUGUGUUAGGAAUACGGUAUGAUGAUUACGAUUACGGAGAAGUGAACCAGUUGCUGGAGCGGGAUUUGAAACUGUACAUCAAGGCUGUGGCCUGUUUUCCCGAUGCCACCAAAGCUCCAGUGUGUCCGCUGAGCUGGGCUCCACUUAAGACUUCAGAACGGAUACAUGUGAAUUUACUAAUCAUGGAGGCCCGCCUACAGGCUGAGUUGCUAUACGCUCUGAGAGCCAUCACUCAGUACAUGAUUGCCUAAGUGCUCAGAGAGGCACAAAGCUAAAACUUUCCGCCGGUACAGAGAGACCCAGAGACACAAGGAUGAAGAAAUCUCAUCAGGCAGAUGGUGACGUGGGACAAGAGCGGCACUCUUAAGGACACAGAGCUCCGUCGUUUUGUGGCUGUGCCUCAUGAAUGUGCUUUUCUUUUUCUCAGAUUUAAUGUAUUUAUACCAUUGUGCCACACCUCCUCGCCCCUUCUGCAGAUUAUUUCUUUGUGAAGUCCUCUCAUCAAACAUCUCGGCUCUCAAAGGUUAUGUGCAAUUAUUACUAGAGUUGUUUUAAUUUUUACCUGUUGUUUUUUGUUCCAGCUCAGUCUGUGAGAAACUGCUUGUUUGUAGCAGUGUGUUACAGUGGCUAAUACUCUCCUUUUUAGUUUGAUCAGUCUCCUUUUGUAUUAACUAUGCUUUCCCCCCCAAAAAAAGAAAGAAAUCUUUUUGUAUGUGUAAUGUUAAUGGGAGACCAGGGCCUUUUUUGUUUUUUUUGUUUUUUUUUGGACAAUCCUUGUCAGUGUUGGAGGAGGACAUUAAGUGGACCGUGAAGGACAGUCAGUUUUUCUCUCCCUAACAUUUCGUAUUAAUGCUGGUCAAGAACAAACUCAACAGUGACACUGCUGGAAGUUAUCACAUCACUAUAGUUUCUUUUAAUAAGCACUUUUUUAAACUUUAUAUAUUUAUAAUGCAAGGUAGCUCAUUAGUAGACAUUGAGCCGCACAGUGUGUGGGUCUGACGCCUUUCUUCUCCACUGUACAACAUGUAAUGAAGAUUUUUAGACUGGUUGUCUUCAAACUUUCAGACUUUGCUUUUGUUCUCUACCCCAGUUUUGCGAGUGAAGUAAUUUGAUCCGAAAGAUGCCAGUGAAUUAUUGUAAAGGAUUUUGAAAGUAAUGAUGUUCGCAAAAUGCCAAAUUUACAUCUGAUGUUAAGAAAAUUUGUACCUAAAGAGGCCAGUGAGCUCUUUCCUACGGUGAAGAUGAAGCUGAGCCAUUUGCUGAACGAUUAUUUUGUCAUUUGUACUGACGAGCUUCAGAAAUGACCAAAUCAGAGACUGAAUUUCAGACCAAAGGUCGUUAAAAAACUCAACUGUUCACACCAGUAAAGUGAUGAAUUAGAAAGAUGAAAAACACCCUGAAGUAGAUCUGUACUGGUCAUGAGUUGAGGUUGGGUUCAGAUUUUUUUUUUUGCUCAAAGCUUUGUGUUAAAGCUUUUUUUGUGAGCUGUAUCAAAGCUGAUUAUCAAGUCAAAAUCCAUGGUACAAUUUACGCAGCGGUACAAUUUACGAAGCAGAACAAUGUGCAAACUAGUCGUUAAAACUCUUGUAUCUUUUUUUUGUUUUGCAUUUUUAUUUUUACAGUUUUUGUAAACUCUAGAGUACUUUUUUGUGUUGUUUCUGGGUGUGACGGUAGGACCUGCUUGUUGUGCUGCAGCCUGGGUAGACGUAGAGGUGUGACAGACUGUUUAGAGUUAGACAUUAGUAACUGCAGGAUGUAGAAAGGAAACAGAAGUGCAUAUCGACAAAAGCAAAAGCGCUGUUAACACAGGUGCCUUCAGGCUAAAACUGGAGUGCUGCUGAAGUGGAGGGAUGUGACUACUGGAGGCUGAAUGUGGGCUUCGGUUGCAGCUGGGAAACACCCCCGACUGACAACUAUAAAACUUGUGGUUAUUUCUUGUUGUCGGUCAGCACCGUUUCUGAUGAAUAUUACGGCCUUGAGUGCCGGUGUUUUCUAUCAGACACCUUCUACAAGCCCCAGCAACUCAGCAAGAGCCUUUGACACAGAUGGAUGUUUAAAAAAUGUUCAACUUGAGCAGAUAAAAAAAAAGACAAUUAUUUAAAAUAAAAAACAACCUUAAAAAAAAGAACAAGUGAAAAGACAAAAAAAUGUUUUUUUGAAAAUGUGAAGAAAUGUUUUCUAUAAAGAUGUUAUAUGAAAAUAAGAU